Cuscuta campestris is the source of this 3217-nucleotide messenger RNA. The record is from the annotation of a GenBank genome assembly. Lineage: Eukaryota; Viridiplantae; Streptophyta; Magnoliopsida; Solanales; Convolvulaceae.
AGAAAGAAACAAUGAUUGGCCGAUUUUUAUAGAGCAACGGACCGAAUCCAAACCCCUCUUUCCAUACUGGUCAUCCAAAAGUCCAAAACAGACUGUUCACUGAAUCGGGAAAUGAAAUAAUAUCUUCAUCGUUCGAGGAAAGGAAGCUGUGUAAUGAAUGAAAUGGAGGAGAAACCAUUACCGCCACAUCGCUAACUCCUCCUGAGAUUCCUGAAUCGGUGUACGGUUUCAAGCGAAUGAUCUGCUGCUGUUUUUUGUGAGUGAAUUUGGUCUGCUUCGUGUAUUAGACUAGUGGAGAACAAAUGGGCUUUGCAUAUUGCCUUUCUCAGCCGUAUAUGGCACAUUGUAGCUGUGCUGUGGAUUUUCGAAUAUUCAAUCAACCAAUCAAAUUGAAAGAUUUUAAGAGUGUAUCGGCAGGAAGCUCGGGAGUUUUGUUUAGAAGUAUCCAGAAGAAGGGGUUAAAACGAAUCACUGCUAGCCGGGACCAAGGUGUAUUCAAUUCAAUGGUCUUAUUCAAUCAUCAUUUGUGCAAGUCCACUGCCGGUGGAAACAUUGUGUGUUUGAAGGAAAUCAAGGAAUACAGUGGAGCAAAAUUAUAUAGAUGCCAGGGAAAUGAUUCGAUAUCAUAUGUUAGUGGUCCUGUUGGGGAUUCCGAUUUCACUGAGAGUGCUAAUGAUGGAAACCUAAUCACUGACACUAACUCCAUUGUAGAAGAUAGCAGUUUGAGAGCGGAACACCAGGAGCACAAUGAAGAGGCAGAUGAACCUAGUUUGGAUGAUUUAAGGGAGCAGUUCCAGAAGGCCCUCAAGGAUUUGGAGAUUGCACGUAUUAAUAGAACCACAAUUGAAGAGAAAGCUCAGAGGAUAUCUGAGGCAUCAAUACUGCUGAAGGAAAAUGCAGUAAAUGCUCGCAAAGAUGUGAAUGAUGUUCUUAAUACUAUCCAAGAGACAGUAAAUGAAGAAACGACAGCUAAAGAAGCUGUGCAAAAGGCAACCAUGACACUUUCUUUGGCUGAGGCAAGGCUCCAGGUGGCAGUGGCAUCGAUGGAGAUCUCAAAUGAAAGUAACUUGCCCACGGAAACUUCUGGAGACAGCAAAGUGGAAGCAGAAGCUCCACUAGAAGAGGACAACGAACUGAUUUUGGCUGCUAACAAAGUGUAUGUAAGAGAGUGCCAAGACUGUUUGGCCAAUUGUAUUGCUGGAGUGAGGCAAUUACAGAACAAGAAGGAAGAGUUACAGAAAGAAGUUGAAAGGCUGAAUGAGGUAGCUGAGGAAGCAGAAAUGAAAGCUCUCAAGGCAGAGGAGGAUGUGGUAAACAUAAUGCUUUUAGCAGAGCAAGCUGUUGCAUUUGAACUCAAGGCUAUACAAAGUGCAAGUGAUGCAAAGAUUGCAUUACAGAAAGCAGAAAAGACCCUUGCGAUUUCAAGUUUUGAUUCCGCAGAAGCUACAAAUGAUCAGGUGUGUGUUGAGGUGGGUUCUCUUGAGAAUAAUGUGAAUGAGGGAAAUCGAACAGAUGCUGAAACACUAGGGGAGGUGUCAACUGAGGAUACUGAUGUAACUGCAGAACCAUUGCCAAACAACCAAUUUCAUAUAACUGGUCACAUGACUGACGAGGCACAGUUAUUGGAUGAUAGUGUAAAAGAAGACUGUGAAUUAGAUUCAGAUAAAUUAAAAAAUGUUCAAAGUAGUAAAAAAAAGGGAACACAGAAGGAGUCAGUCAGGGAUAACUCACUAUUAAAUGCUCCAAAAUCCUUACUGAAAAAGUCUUCCAGGUUCUUUUCUGCUUCUUUCUUCUCCUUUUCAGCAGAUGGUGAAAAAUUCACUCCGGCUUCAGUGUUUCAUGGUCUGGUGGAGUCAACAAGGAAAGAAUUGCCUAAAUUGGUUGUUGGCUCAUUGCUCUUGGGAGCUGGAUUUUCCUUCUAUAUCAACCGGGCUGAGCAAAUUGCUAAGCUAUUUCAGCAGCCAGACAUCAUUACUACUAGUAUUGAUGAGGUUUCAACAAACACAAAGCCCCUGGUUCGACAAAUAAAGAAACUGCCCUACAAAAUUAAAAAACUAAUCAACAAGCUUCCUCAUCAAGAGAUAAAUGAGGAGGAAGCAUCCCUUCUUGAUGUGAUCUGGCUACUGCUUGCUAGCGUUGUGUUUGUGCCUCUCUUCCAGAAAAUCCCUGGAGGAAGUCCUGUUCUCGGAUACCUGGCUGCUGGAAUCUUGAUUGGACCUCAUGGCCUUUCUAUUAUUCGUAAUGUACAUGGAACCAAGGCAAUAGCUGAAUUCGGAGUUGUCUUCUUGCUAUUUAAUAUUGGCCUUGAGCUUUCUGUGGAGAGGUUAAGUUCUAUGAAGAAGUAUGUUUUUGGUUUGGGCACUACUCAGGUGUUAGUGACAGCUGCAGUGGUUGGCUUGGUGACCCAUGUUGUCGCCGGACAGCAUGGUCCAGCAGCAAUUGUCAUUGGGAAUGGUCUUGCAUUGUCCUCCACUGCUGUUGUCCUCCAGGUGUUACAGGAACGUGGUGAAAGCACGUCACGGCAUGGACGAGCAACUUUUUCUGUACUACUCUUCCAGGAUUUGGCAGUGGUUGUUUUGCUUAUAUUGAUACCUCUAAUCUCACCAAAUUCAUCCAAAGGAGGGGUUGGUUUCCAAGCCAUAGCUGAAGCCCUUGGAUUGGCUGGUGUCAAAGCAAUUGUAGCUAUUACUGCAAUUAUUGCUGGUGGACGAUUGCUGCUUCGACCAAUAUAUAAACAAAUUGCAGAGAAUCAGAAUGCAGAAAUAUUUUCUGCUAAUACACUGCUUGUUAUUCUUGGUACCAGUCUCCUAACUGCAAGGGCUGGCCUGUCUAUGGCUUUGGGUGCCUUUUUGGCAGGUUUACUUCUGGCAGAGACUGAAUUUUCAUUGCAGGUUGAAUCAGAUAUCGCUCCAUACCGUGGCCUUUUGUUGGGUCUUUUUUUCAUGACGGUAUGUUCUUGCAUUUGCAUACACUUAACAGAUGCAUCCACAUAUUGAGAAUAUGAACGUAGCAGCUUGCACAUCAACAGAACCUUCGUGUCACAGCUCAUUUUAUGUGCCAUUUUGUCAAUGACAGUCUUAAAAACAAUAUUUUGGGGUGGAGGUGGUGAAAGAAUGUUUCAAAACAUAAUCCCAAUUUUUCUAUACAAUUAGAUAGAGCAUUCUUCACUGCUGUAGCCCCUCCAACAAUCUGAGAAAAAGAGUCUGUGGUUGGUUUC